GACCCAGAGAUCUCUUACAGCGACUCCUUGCCGUCAGCUUGUAAGAGCAGAAGCGGCGAAAAGAAAAAGCGCAGAAGCGGCGGCGCAACGGCAUUUAAGUCGUUUUUUUUCCCUUCUUGAGAGAAAACAUAGUUUGAAAGAGCAAGAAAUAUGCGUGAGUGUAUCAGUAUCCACGUUGGCCAGGCUGGUGUCCAGAUCGGCAAUGCCUGCUGGGAGCUGUACUGCUUGGAACAUGGCAUCCAGCCUGAUGGUCAGAUGCCCAGUGAUAAGACCAUUGGGGGUGGAGACGAUUCCUUCAACACUUUCUUCAGUGAGACAGGAGCAGGAAAGCAUGUUCCCCGAGCUGUGUUUGUGGACCUGGAACCAACUGUGAUAGAUGAGGUUCGUACCGGUACUUACCGCCAGCUCUUCCACCCUGAGCAACUCAUUACUGGGAAAGAAGAUGCGGCCAAUAACUAUGCCCGUGGUCACUACACAAUUGGCAAGGAGAUCAUUGACCUGGUUCUGGACAGAAUCCGCAAACUGGCUGACCAAUGUACAGGUCUGCAGGGCUUCCUGGUCUUCCACAGCUUUGGUGGUGGCACCGGCUCUGGUUUUACAUCGCUGCUGAUGGAGCGUCUGUCGGUUGACUAUGGCAAGAAAUCCAAGCUUGAAUUCUCCAUUUACCCAGCUCCCCAAGUGUCUACAGCAGUAGUAGAACCCUACAACUCCAUCCUAACCACCCACACCACCUUGGAGCACUCGGAUUGUGCUUUCAUGGUGGACAAUGAAGCCAUCUAUGACAUCUGCCGCAGAAACCUUGACAUUGAACGACCCACUUAUACCAAUCUGAACCGUCUCAUUAGCCAGAUAGUGUCCUCCAUCACAGCCUCCCUUCGCUUUGAUGGUGCCCUGAAUGUUGAUCUGACUGAGUUCCAGACCAACUUGGUGCCGUAUCCCCGUAUCCACUUCCCAUUGGCCACCUAUGCCCCAGUUAUCUCUGCUGAGAAAGCCUACCAUGAGCAGCUGACAGUAGCAGAGAUCACCAAUGCUUGCUUUGAGCCAGCUAACCAGAUGGUCAAAUGUGACCCACGCCAUGGCAAGUACAUGGCCUGCUGCCUCCUUUAUCGUGGCGAUGUGGUGCCAAAAGAUGUCAAUGCAGCCAUUGCUACUAUCAAAACCAAACGUACCAUCCAGUUUGUGGAUUGGUGUCCAACUGGUUUCAAGGUUGGCAUCAACUACCAGCCUCCCACUGUGGUACCUGGAGGUGACCUGGCCAAGGUACAGCGAGCUGUAUGCAUGUUGAGCAACACCACAGCUGUUGCUGAAGCUUGGGCUCGCCUGGACCAUAAGUUUGACCUGAUGUAUGCUAAGCGUGCCUUUGUUCACUGGUAUGUUGGUGAGGGUAUGGAGGAAGGAGAGUUCUCAGAAGCCCGUGAGGAUAUGGCUGCUCUGGAGAAGGAUUAUGAAGAAGUGGGUGCUGAUAGUGCUGAGGGUGAAGAGGAAGGAGAAGAGUAUUAGAUCCUAGUUAACACUAAUGUUGUCCUGUUUGUUUCCUUUUAUUUGUAUUCUAAUUCUGUGCCUUGCUAUUCUCCUGUGAAACAUCUUUAAUAAAAGUUAAAGCUUUGAAAUGA
Molecule: messenger RNA, 1613 nt
Organism: Pristis pectinata (smalltooth sawfish)
Lineage: Eukaryota; Metazoa; Chordata; Chondrichthyes; Rhinopristiformes; Pristidae
Product: tubulin alpha-1C chain
Exons: 4
Coding region: 151-1500 (449 amino acids)
Biological process (GO): mitotic cell cycle; microtubule cytoskeleton organization
Cellular component (GO): microtubule; cytoplasm
Molecular function (GO): GTP binding; structural constituent of cytoskeleton
Source: RefSeq, a predicted model, not a curated record